This is a messenger RNA of Arabidopsis lyrata subsp. lyrata, 975 nucleotides long. RefSeq names its product protein LURP-one-related 6. Lineage: Eukaryota; Viridiplantae; Streptophyta; Magnoliopsida; Brassicales; Brassicaceae. The record is from RefSeq and is a predicted model, not a curated record. The coding region runs from base 265 to 840 and encodes 191 amino acids. The transcript has 2 exons.
GAAAAUAUUAUAAUAUUAAGUAUUAUUUUGAGACUAAAUACCAAAAAAGAAAGAAACAAUGUUGAGACGUGGUGCUUAAAAAGAUAAAGUCAAAACGUACAUCGCCAAACAUUUGAAAAAAGUGACCAACUAGUGGACCAAUUCUUCUUCUUUUUGCUUUCUUUAGAGUCAAGAAACUAAAUAAAAAAAAGUAACCCAUACCGCCAUAAGAAUAUUUAUAUAUAUAAGAAAGAUACAAGAGUUUAGUUUGGUAGUAGAAAGAAAAUGAAAGCAGUGGUGAGCAAGUUGCAUUGUUCCUCGAUGGAGGAGGUGAUGGUGGUGAGACGGCGGCCACACGUGGUUAACGGCGGUGGCUUCGUGGUGACAGAUUGCAAAGAAAAUAUCGUUUUCAAGAUCGACGGUUGUGGAGUUCUUGGUACCAAAGGAGAGUUAGUUCUCAGAGAUGGUGAUGGCAACGAUUUGCUUCUCAUCAACAAAAAGGGAGGAAUGGUGCAGGCUUUGAGCAUUCAUAACAAGUGGAAAGGUUAUAGUUACGACUACCAAGGGAGUCCUAAACCGGUUUUCUCAUUGAGGGAUCCUAAACACUCUUGCUUCUCCAUAAUCGGUUCAAUCCGCAUCUCGGUCCAACCGGGGAAUUGCUACUUUGAUGUUAAAGGAUAUUUCCCGGAUAGGGAUUGUGGCAUCAUUGAUUCCACCGGAAAUGUCAUUGCUCAAGUAAAAGAAUGGAUUGGUAGCAGAGACAUAUAUAAGGUGGUGAUAAAACCAAGUGUGGAUAAAGCUUUUGUUUUUGGAGUUAUCGCGGUACUCGACUAUAUCUAUGGUGAAUCUACAAGUUGUUGAUCCGUUCAUCACUUCACAUUUCUCUUUGCUAGACUCAGAGUGUGUAUGUUGUUCCUUGUAAAGUUUAGAGACUCGAUGUUGUUUUAAUGUAAUAAUUAAUCAAUUAAUAAAUUAACUAUGUAACUGUUGUAUAUU